AUGACUUCGUUCAUCCCCCCGGACGGCUUUGAACCCCUGUCUCCCUCCUCUGACUCUUCCUCCCCUGAAGAUUCCUCAUCAUCGGCCGCGGACACGGCUUCCUUUGCCCGGCCACCACUCGCCACCGCCGCACUCAUCUCACCCAACCGUCCCUGGGCAUGGGCGCUCAUCCCGGUAGGGCUCAUCAUCAGCCUGUGUACACUCGCCGUUUGCGUGCACACUACUCGGAAGCGGCGACGCCAACGCCGGCGCACCCACGGUCACCAUCACAGUACUAGUAACCAUCAACAGCAACCACGUUCCAAUCCAGGCUUCUUCCCACCAUCCUUUCAUGUUCCUUCAGGCUCCCACUCCCAUUCCCAAUCCGGUGGCACUGGCACUGGCAGUGGCAGUGGUAGUGGUAAUGAGCGAGACCUCGAAGAUCAAGAAGCCCUCUGGCUGCUCCCAGCCCAGCCCCCGCCCGCUCUCACCACGACGUCAUCAGCCUCAGCCUCAACCUCAACAGCGGCACUUCGGGAUGUGGAUGUAACUCCUCGGUUAGGCGGGGGAGGGGGUGGGGGAGGGGGUGGGGGAGGAGGUGGUGGUUUAGGAUUCCGACCGGACUGGCAGUGGCCUGGGGCGUGGCAGUGGCACUCAGGAUGGCAAGCACCGCAGCCUGAGGAGGGAUUCAACGAGCUGGGGGAGGCUCCGCCGCCUUAUGAGCAGCCAAAAAUGAAGAACAAUUUGAAUUUCCCCCCGGAGGACUCGGACCUUCUCCCACAUCAGCCUCAGUCUUCUUAUUCUUGGUGCUGUCCGCCUCCGCCUCCGCCUCCGCCUCCGUUUCCUGAAUCAUCAUCAUCAUCAUCAUCUUCUUCUUCUUCUUCAGAAUUGUCACCUCAACAGCAGCAGCAGCAGCAGCAGCACCCAGAACACGAGAACAGCUUCGCCGCGGCAGUGGAGCUGGAGCCGGGUGCUGACCGUGCUAGUAGGGUGUCUGAGACUCAGACCGAGACCGAGACCGAGACCGGGGCCGUGGCUGGUGGAGGACUACGACCACUACCACACAGCGCGGGCUUGGGAGAAGGAGGAGGAAGUGGACGAGGAGGGGUGAAUCACGGUCCGGGAGAGCGGUUGACAAACCCCCCAUUUUUGACUGGAGAAGACAACGAUGGCGAACAGGAUGAUGAGAGAGGAGGGGUCACGGUUGCGGCCCUGUCUCUGACGGUAUUGUCGCGGCGAGAAGACGAGGGAGACUUGUUGGAAGAGGGGCCCGGGCAAAACCAGGAACAGGAACAGGAACAGCACCCAAGGAUGAACCGGGGUGCCCAGCGGGAUAGAACCGGUGUGCGGACACCAUCGGCCAUGUUGCCGCCGGAUUACGAAGAUGCAGCGGCGGCGAUCGUGAGGGAGACGCCGGGGCAGCCACGGCCGGGAUCGUCGUGA
This is a messenger RNA of Canariomyces notabilis, 1422 nucleotides long. RefSeq lists its product as uncharacterized. NCBI's taxonomy places the organism in Eukaryota, Fungi, Ascomycota, Sordariomycetes, Sordariales, Chaetomiaceae. The record is from RefSeq and is a predicted model, not a curated record. Bases 1 to 1422 code for a protein of 473 amino acids. The transcript has a single exon.